Sclerotinia borealis F-4128 is the source of this 249-nucleotide messenger RNA. The record is from the annotation of a GenBank genome assembly. NCBI's taxonomy places the organism in Eukaryota, Fungi, Ascomycota, Leotiomycetes, Helotiales, Sclerotiniaceae.
AUGCCUGCCGCAAGCCGUCCUCUUUACAAGUCAGUUACCCUACCUACCUCGAUGCGCCCAUUACAACGAGACAACUAUGGCUUCCUCUUCCGAAAGAACUUUGUGUUCCUCGGUGCAGUUUUUGGAGCUGCUUUCGCAUUCGAGAUGGGAUAUGAUUCAAUCACAGAUAGAGUCUGGGAUACUAUAAACAAGGGCCGCCAAUGGAAAGAUAUCCGAUCGAAAUAUGUUGAGGCUGCCGAGGAGGAUUAG